AGUUCGAUGGCGAAACCAGCAUUCCACCCCGCCCGGCCAUCACGACCAAGAGACGAUGGACGGGAUGUCCAACCCGCUGCGAUGGGUCCAGAUUUCUCUUAACCUCAACCACAUCGCCCCUGCUCUUCUUCCUUCCAGAGCACCGAAGCCCGACCCAACGUGGUCAACUCCAAGGGUUCAACGGAUAGCCGGAAGUGGUGAAACCAUAUCGUCGAAUUGCCGCCGGUGGUCCCAAAUCGCCGCCCAGUCAAGGGUCCUUGCGUAUCAAUGACCGCUUCGGGUGUAAACACCCUCGAUCCGACUUGCACUGUGGCUCCAUGCAGGUUCCCGUUGAUCGUAAGUUCCCCUGUAGACCGCAAACUCAGUAACGUCGACAUGGUCUCAGGCGAGGCGUUACUUGAGAUUGCGAUCAGUGCAAAAUGUGUUGCCAGCGAAGCGCAUUUCGAGCAUAUACGAACCUUUUCCCGAACCCUCCCAUUACAAAGCCCUCCUUUGGCCUGUGCAUGGGUAGCCCGCGCGCCUACGUCGCCAACACCCUUUUCAUCUUCCACCUCCUUUCCUGCCCACAAGGAGAAGGUGAAAGACGCCAUGCACACCCGCUCUACACCCACGAGCUCUUUGGACUUAUCGUGGUUUCAAGCACUUGACCGCGGCCUUGCCAGGCCCGGAACCAAAACAGGUAUCUUUGCCUCCCGGCGUGAUGCAGUCAGUGCAUGGGUAGCCCACGCGCCUACGUCGCCAACACCCUUUUCAUCAUCCACCUCCUUUCCUGCCCACAAGGAGGAGGUGAAAGACGCCAUGCACACCCGCUCUACACCCACGAGCUCUUUGGACUUAUCGUGGUUUCAAGCACCUGAGCGCGCCGCCUUGAGUAUACUUGAACGUAUUUCAAGGAGACCGCAACUGCAAGCCAAGAGGAGGGAGAUCGUCGAGAAACUAUGCUGAUCGCAC
Fimicolochytrium jonesii is the source of this 951-nucleotide messenger RNA. RefSeq lists its product as uncharacterized. The transcript has 2 exons. Bases 268 to 945 code for a protein of 225 amino acids. Lineage: Eukaryota; Fungi; Chytridiomycota; Chytridiomycetes; Spizellomycetales; Powellomycetaceae. The record is from RefSeq and is a predicted model, not a curated record.